Molecule: messenger RNA, 517 nt
Organism: Kogia breviceps (pygmy sperm whale)
Lineage: Eukaryota; Metazoa; Chordata; Mammalia; Artiodactyla; Physeteridae
Gene: FABP2
Product: fatty acid binding protein 2
Biological process (GO): fatty acid transport
Cellular component (GO): cytosol; nucleus
Molecular function (GO): long-chain fatty acid binding
Source: RefSeq, a predicted model, not a curated record
GCAUAAAUUCUCUCCUAAGGACAGCCCUGAAUCUCUGAUUGCCUAGAGGCUCAAUCAGCUGGAGACCAUGGCGUUCGAUGGUACUUGGAAGGUAAACCGAAACGAGAACUAUGAAAAGUUCAUGGAAAAGAUGGGUAUUAAUGUGGUGAAAAGGAAGCUUGCAUCUCAUGACAAUUUGAAACUGAUAAUUACACAAGAAGAAAAUAAAUUCACAGUCAAAGAAUCAAGCACUUUUCGAAACAUUGAAGUUGUGUUUGACCUUGAUGUCACUUUUAAUUAUAGCCUCGCAGAUGGAACUGAACUCACUGGGUCUUGGAGCCUAGAGGGAAAUAAACUUGUUGGAAAAUUCAAACGGGUGGACAAUGGAAAUGAACUAAAUACUGUCCGAGAAAUUAUAGGUGAUGAAAUGGUCCAGACUUAUAUAUAUGAAGGAGUGGAAGCCAAGAGGAUCUUCAAAAAGGAGUGAGCAUUGUUCCUGGAGCAGAGCCCAGAACACAUAUUAGAUGGAAAAUCUAUA